AUGCCUUUCCGCCAGCCUUACAGGCAAGCUUCUCGCCAGCAGUCGAGGCAGAUGUCUGUUGACCCUCACAACGAGCUCCACCCGGUUCAGGAUCAUUACAUUGGCAUUGAUGUCGGUACCGGUAGUGCCCGUGCCUGUAUUAUGAACGACAAGGGUGACAUUGUUGGUCUCGCAAGUGAGAACAUUGGUCUCUGGCAGCCUGAGACAGGUUACUACGAACAAUCCACCACAGACAUCUGGAGAUGCAUCUGUAACUCGGUGCAGCGUGCCAUGAACCAGCACGGUAUCGACGGCUCCACCAUUCGUGGUAUUGGUUUCGACGCUACUUGCUCGCUCACCGUCUUCUCGAACGAUACCGACGAACCCAUCUCGGUCACUGGACCCAAGUUCGACAACGCCGACGGCAAUGACCGCAACGUCAUUCUAUGGCUCGACCACAGACCGGUUGAGGAGACUGAGAAGAUCAACGCUACAAACCACAACCUGCUCCGCUACGUCGGUGGCAAGAUGAGCAUCGAGAUGGAGAUGCCCAAGGUGCUCUGGCUCAAGAACCACAUGCCCAAGGAGCUGUUUGACCGCUGCAGAUUCUACGACUUGACCGAUGCCCUUACUCACAUUGCCACUGGCAACGAUGACCGCAGUUUCUGCAGUGUCGUCUGUAAGCAAGGCUUCGUUCCCGUCGGUGUCGACGGUAGUGUCAAGGGUUGGCAAGAAGACUUCCUCAAGGAGAUUGGCCUUGAAGAUCUUUGCGAAGAUAACUUCAAGCGCCUGGGAGGUGUAGACGGGGUGAGCGGGAAGUACCACACAGCUGGUGACAAGAUCGGGACUCUUUGCGAAAAGGCAGCCGCCGACCUCGGGCUUCCUCCAGGUAUCGCCGUUGGUGCUGGUGUCAUUGAUGCUUACGCUGGUUGGAUUGGUACUGUGGGAGCAAAGGUCCGCCUGCCAAACUCGAACCUCAGCUCGGGCGCCGACAAGAACGAUGUUUCGCAAGCCUUCACUCGUCUUGCCGCCGUUGCUGGAACAUCGACCUGCCAUCUGGCCAUGUCAGAGAAGCCCGUCUUUGUCGACGGUGUCUGGGGACCCUACCGAGAUGUUCUGAUUCCAGACUACUGGAUGGCAGAAGGUGGACAAUCGGCGACUGGUGAGCUGCUCAAGCAUGUCCUUGAGACUCACCCAGCUUUCCAACAGGCUAUGAGUGUUGCCGAGACCUUCAAUGCCAACAUUUACGACUACCUCAACGAGCAUCUUAACGAGAUGCAGACAAAGGAAGACGCUCCCACAAUCUCAUAUCUCGGUCGCCACUUCUUCUUCUACGGCGACCUAUUCGGAAACCGUAGUCCUAUCGCUGACCCUAACAUGAAGGGUAGCGUUAUCGGUCUGUCAAGCGAUCGCAGUAUGGAUGGCCUGGCACUCUACUACUACGCCACCAUGGAGUUCAUCGCUCUGCAGACCAAGCAGAUCAUUCAGCGUAUGAACGAAUCAGGUCACGUCAUUAACUCGAUUUUCAUGUCAGGUAGUCAGUGCCAGAACGGUAUCUUGAUGGACCUCAUGGCCACUGCUUGCGAGAUGCCCGUCGUCAUCCCUAGAUACGUUCACGCAGCCGUCGUCCACGGUGCAGCAAUGCUCGGAGCAAAAGCUGCCUCUGCCGACAAGGACGGCAACACUGAGCCUCUCUGGAACAUCAUGGACCGCAUGAGCAAGCCCGGUAAGGUCGUGCUUCCAGGCAAGGACGAGAACGAGAAGAAGCUGCUCGAUGCCAAGUACAAGGUCUUCCUCAUGCAAUGCGAGCAGCAGCGUGAGAUUCGUCGCGAGAUCGACGAGGCCGUCAGCGGCUGGAAGUAA
Aureobasidium subglaciale EXF-2481 is the source of this 1842-nucleotide messenger RNA. RefSeq lists its product as uncharacterized. Gene Ontology annotation, biological process: carbohydrate metabolic process. The transcript has 3 exons. NCBI's taxonomy places the organism in Eukaryota, Fungi, Ascomycota, Dothideomycetes, Dothideales, Saccotheciaceae. The record is from RefSeq and is a predicted model, not a curated record. Gene Ontology annotation, molecular function: phosphotransferase activity, alcohol group as acceptor; kinase activity. Bases 1 to 1842 code for a protein of 613 amino acids.